Messenger RNA from Fimicolochytrium jonesii, 1833 nucleotides. Its product is annotated as malto-oligosyltrehalose trehalohydrolase. The record is from RefSeq and is a predicted model, not a curated record. Gene Ontology annotation, biological process: trehalose biosynthetic process. Gene Ontology annotation, molecular function: hydrolase activity, hydrolyzing O-glycosyl compounds. The transcript has a single exon. Lineage: Eukaryota; Fungi; Chytridiomycota; Chytridiomycetes; Spizellomycetales; Powellomycetaceae. The coding region runs from base 1 to 1833 and encodes 610 amino acids.
AUGUCUGCUGCCGCUACCCACCACACCUUCCGCCUCUGGGCCCCCGAAGCACCCUCCGUCACCCUCGUCCUCGGCCCAGACGCCAAAACAGGCAAGUCCCACCCACUAAAGAAAACCGGCAACCCUUCCCCCGGCUGGUGGGAGGUCACCGUCCCCGGCGUCGAGCACGGCGCAGACUACGGCUUCAUCGUCGAAAAGAACAAGUACAACGUCGAGGCGCCCCUUCCGGAUCCACGCGCUGCUUGGUUGCCUGGAAGCAUCCACGGCCCCGCGAGACUGUAUGACCACUCCCGGUUCAAGUGGACUGAUCAGCGAUGGAGGGGUGUGCCUCUCGCGGGAUCCGUGCUGUAUGAGCUGCAUGUGGGCACAUUCACCAAGGCGGGGACGUUUGACGCUGCCAUUGAGAAGUUGGACCAUCUGGUGGAAUUGGGCGUCGAUGCGGUGGAACUGUUGCCUUGCAAUGCCUUCCCUGGCAAAUGGAACUGGGGAUAUGACGGGGUUGGGCUGUAUGCUGCGCAGGAGUCUUACGGUGGACCUGACGGCCUGAAACGGUUCGUGGAUGCUGCCCAUGCGAAGGGAUUGGGUGUUGUGAUGGACGUCGUCUACAACCAUCUGGGACCGGACGGAAACUACCUCGAGUGCUUUGGCCCGUACUUUAGCACCAAGAGCAAUUCCUGGGGCACGUCGGUGAACUUGGACGGUCCGUGGUCGAACGAGGUCCGGCGUUUCUUCAUCGACAACGCUUUGAUGUGGAUGCGCGAUUACCACAUUGAUGGGCUUCGACUUGACGCAGUCCACGCGCUCCUCGACACGAGCUCCACGCAUUUCCUCGAACAGAUCUCGACAGAAGUCCGCAACCUCGGCGCCCAGCUCCGCAAACCCCUAUGGCUCGUAGCCGAAUCCGACCUAAACGACGCGAAACUCAUCAGAAGCCAAGAAGUGGGCGGCUACGGCCUCGACGGCCAAUGGGCCGACGACGUGCACCACUCCCUCCACGCGCUCCUCACCGGCGAGCGCCAAGGCUACUACGGCGAUUUCGGCUCCCUCGCGGUGAUGGCCAAAGCCCUGACCGGCGGGUUCGUGCACGACGGCGAAUGGUCCUCCUUCCGCAAACGCGACUACGGCCGUCAGAUCCCGGACACCGUCCCUUCCUCCCGCCUCGUCGUGUUCCUCCAAGACCACGACCAGGUCGGUAACCGCGCCAUCGGCGACCGGAUCUCGGCCACAUGUAACGACGCCGUGCUGAAGAUCGGCGCCGCGCUCCUCCUCACCAGCCCGUUCACCCCGAUGCUGUUCCAAGGCGAGGAAUGGGGCGCCAAGACACCGUUCAUGUUCUUCACGAACCAUAACAAGGAGCUCGGCGAGGCGGUCAAGAAGGGGCGCAGGGCCGAGUUUGCGGAACAUGGCUGGAACACCGAGGAUGUACCGGACCCGCAGGACCCGGAGACCUUCAACCGCAGUAAACUGGACUGGGCCGAACCGACCCAACCCACCCACGCGAGCCUGCUCGACUGGCACAAGAAGCUGAUCAGGUUACGGAGAGAGGUCCCGGAACUCGCUGCCGUCAACGAGAUCCGAAAAGUAGACUGUGAGUACGACGAGACGGCGCGGUGGAUGGUUGUCAGGCGGGGCGGGAAGGUUGCGGUGGCGAUCAAUCUGGGGGAUGGGGAUGUGACGGUGCCUCUUGUGAGGCCGGCGCCGGGACAUGGGGCUGAGGCGAAGGAUUUUGAGGUGGCGUAUGAUGUGUUGCUGGCGAAUGGGAGGGUGGAGGUGAAGGGGGAUAAGGCGGUGUUGGGGAAGGAGUCUGUGGGUGUUUUUAGGUUGAGGAUUUGA